Messenger RNA from Ylistrum balloti, 901 nucleotides. RefSeq names its product leucine-rich repeat-containing protein 51-like. The transcript is spliced from 5 exons. Gene Ontology annotation, molecular function: protein binding. Lineage: Eukaryota; Metazoa; Mollusca; Bivalvia; Pectinida; Pectinidae. Bases 91 to 738 code for a protein of 215 amino acids. The record is from RefSeq and is a predicted model, not a curated record.
CAAUCAAAUAUGUAGAUAUACAUACAUCCUGCAUCUUUGGUUUAGAGAUCCAUCGACAUAUUGGUGAUAAGAACAACCGUUGACGAAAACAUGUCGGGAUUAAGCAUUGUUCCAUUUCAAGGCUCUGGUGCCAUCACCAAGAGAAAGAACAAUACCUCUUCUGCUGUAGAUAACAUGAAUGAGAUGUCUAAAAGUAUUAACUUUUCUUUCUGCAGAUAUGGCCAUGUAGAAGAAGCAAAAGAAGAGGAACCAAGGGCAACACCAAGGAAGUCAAAAUUUCCUGAAAAGGAGAAUAAGAAAUCUCCGACUAAAUCUGUGCGCUUUAACAACAACAAUUUGACAGAUAUUUCAGGACUCAAGGAGACCCUGUUUGCUCACAAUGUUGAACCCCUCAAAGUACAAUGGCUUGACCUGUCUUUUAAUGAACUCACCAUCAUUGAUCCUGUGCUGCUAGACUUAGAAAAUUUGCAGAUCCUUUACCUUCAUGGCAACCAAAUAAAAGAUUUAAAGGAGAUAGAAAAACUGCAGAGACUGAAAAAUCUUAGAAGGUUAACUUUGCAUGGAAACCCAGUUGAGAAGGAAAAGAACUACAAACAGUAUGUGGUGUCAAUGUUUCCAAAUCUUCUGAAACUUGACUUCAGCUCCAUCACAAAGGCAGAUACAAGGACAGCAGAGACUUGGAACAAAAUUCAGAACAAAUCUCCAAAGAAACCAAAGGCAAAGGAUGAUGAGGACUGAAAAACUCUGAUAUAUCAUUGUAUAUCAAGGUAUUACAGUGGUUGGUUACAGGAGAGUGUGAAACGAUGCUGCUUUAUAGAUGUCUCAUGUAUUAUCUUAAAUAAAUCAUGCUGUUAUAUUGUAUAUAUAAGUAUUGUUAAAAUUAUAAGCAUAUACUAUUCAU